CGAGCGCAGCUCUUGUUUAAAGGGCCGGCGGGGCACGUGGCUCGGACGCAGCUCGCGGCCGCCCGGCAGGAUCUCUGAGGCUGGGCGGCACCGCUCCGCCUCCGUCGCCGCGCCGCGCCGGGUCCGACAGGCCGGGCCUGAGGAGAGCCGCCGAGAGAGGGACGCAGGCAGCCAUGGCCGAAGCGGCGCCUGCCCCGGCUCCAGAGAGGGACAAGCAAACAGGGGAUGAAAGGCCUUCAACUCCUUCUUCAUCACCUCAGCCAGCUGCUGAGAAGAACUCAUACCUCUACUCCACGGAGAUCACGCUGUGGACAGUGGUGGCCGCCAUCCAGGCCUUGGAGAAGAAGGUGGAUUCCUGCCUGGCCCGCCUGCUGACUCUGGAGGGGCGGACGGGGACGACCGAGAAGAAGCUGGCCGACUGCGAGAAGACGGCCAUGGAGUUUGGGAACCAGCUGGAGGGCAAGUGGGUGGUGCUGGGGACCCUGCUGCAGGAGUACGGGCUGCUGCAGAGGCGGCUGGAGAACAUGGAGAACCUGCUGAGAAACAGGAACUUCUGGAUCCUGCGAUUGCCCCCGGGCAGCAAGGGUGAAGCCCCCAAGGUGCCCGUGACCUUUGAUGACGUGGCGGUGUAUUUCUCUGAGCCGGAGUGGGGCAAGCUGGAUGAGUGGCAGAAGGAGCUGUACAAGCACGUGAUGAGGGGCAACUAUGAGAUGCUUGUCUCCCUUGAUUAUGCCAUCUCCAAACCGGACAUCCUCACGCGGAUGGAGAGGGGAGAGGAGCCUUGUCCUGAAGGCCCAUGGGGCCGGGAGGAGGGAAAUGAGAGAGAGGAAGCACGCCCAAGGUGGCCAGGUGCUGGCCUUCCUCUAUACCCAGAGCACAUCCCCAGCCCCGUCAGCCCUGCCCAGGAGGAGCCAAAAGAAGGUCAGGCCUCCAGGCACCAUCAAGACUCAGAAACAAGAGUAACCCCACCUGAAAUGAGCACUGGGCCCCCAGCCAGCACCAGCGUUUUGUCCUCUGUUAAACGGGAGGAAGAAUCUUCAGAUGGGGAGUUACCUCCCUCCCCUCCCAGAGACAUCCUGCCCGGCAUGGGGCCAGGUGGUGGCGGUGUGGUCAUCAAGACGGAAGCACAAUCUGAGGACGAGAUGAUGCCUGAGCAGCUCUUCCUGGGCGAGACCCCGAGCCAGUCGGCAUGUAGACUCCCCAAAGGGCCCAGAAGCAGGACCGGGGGUUCCGGCCGGCUUCACGCAGGGAGAGUGCCCAGGGCGCGGGCAGGAGACCCUCGGCCACCGGGGACUGGGGGCGAGCCGCCCCGUGUCCUCCCCCGCCGGCGAGAGCGGGCCUUCCCCUGCCCUGACUGCGGGCAGAGCUUCCGCCUGAAGAUCAAUCUGACCAUUCACCAGCGGACCCACGUGGAGGAGGAGCAGCACCGGGAGGCCCGGGGCGGCUCGCCCACCGGGUGGGGGGACGCCCACUCCGCGCUGGAGCCGGGGGAGGUGGUGGUGCCCGGCCCGGUCAUCCGCUGGCUCCCCGAGGAGCCCGAGGGCCGCCGGUCCUUCGUGGGGCGGAGGCCGGCGGCUGCCAAGGUGUACCACUGCAGCGAGUGCCUGCGCUUCUUCCAGCAGCGGAAGAGCCUGCUGCUGCACCAGCGCCUGCACACGGGCAACAGCCAGGGCUGGCCCGCCUGCCCCUACUGCGGCAAGGCCUUCCGCCGGCCCUCGGACCUCUUCCGGCACCAGCGCAUCCACACGGGCGAGCGGCCCUAUCAGUGCCCUCAGUGCGGCCGGGCCUUCAACCGGAACCACCACCUGGCGGUCCACAUGCAGACGCACGCCCGAGGCCAGGUGGGCCCGCACUUUCCUGCUCCCUCUGCCCGCCCCGGGAGCCCGCCCCUGCCCCGGGCUGGCCACUCCGAGGAGGGCUGACCAGGCAGGAGCCUGCGGGGGCACCCGGGCAGGACCUUCUCUCCACCUGCGGAGCCUUUCCACUUGUGCCUGAUGCUGGUUCCUCCUUCUGGGAUGGCUUGGAGAGAUUUUUUUUUUCCUUCAUUCAAAUGGGAAGCAGUGGCCUUUUUGGUGACAGAGUGUAUGUGUGUGACCAGAUGCCUCAGUUUCUUAAGUUUGUCACUGCUGCCCUUUCUACAUUCCUGACUUAUAAAGGAUCCAUUAAGGCUUAGGGGUGCCAAGCUUUGGUGGGGCCUUUGACAGGUCCCAUGGAUAGGGAGGAGGACCAGAGGCCAUGGCCUUUCCAGUAGGGGGUGUUAGAGACAUUGGGGGCCUGGGGUUUGAUUUUGUACACAGAGGUCUUGGCUUUCUGUCAACACGAGAAACAGCAGAGUGGACAGACAGCCUGAAGAAUAGGCACUGGAAAUUUGAGUUUUCUACUGUUAUUUUGAAACUUUUUUUCUUUUUAUGGAGUUUUUCCAAGUGUUUUCGUAAGUAUUGUGUGUGGUUGUAAAGGGGACCAAGAACUCCUGAGGGGCAGGAAUUAUUCUGCUACCUCCUUGUUGUGGAGGUGGCAGAGGGACUGUUGAUGGGGAUGCCUUGGCUGCUGCCCUGGAAACCAGGUGUCUGCCCGGAGUGAUUCCCAGUAUUCCUAGUCCUUUCCCCCGUGGGUGUCCACAUCCAUGAUGACUUCGGUAAUCAGCUGAGAGGGGGAACUGAAGCCUGGAGUGGAUGACACUUCCCCCAGGGUCUCAGUGUUCAUGGGUGUCCACACUCCACAGACUGGACCCCACCUUACACCUGGGGGUGGGGGGUCAGGUGCACAGCGGGUCCAUGAAGUUCCUCCCCGAGAGGAAGAUCCUGGUCUCAGUGAGGCUGGUCAGUCAGUGAGGCUGGUCAGCCACCGUGGACUGGGGGGUUGCCAGGCCUGACUUGUCACAUCAAAGGAAGGGGCUGCAUUCUAGAACUUGGGGCUCAUGGCAGAGUUAGGCCAGGAGAUCUAGGUGACUCUUUUAAUCACCUCCAGCCUUAUGGUCCUUGUCUGUCGAAGGUGGUAAUGACCCCAGUGCAUCCUGCCUCACCUUGGAGUUGUCAGGGUCAUCAUAGAUGUAGAGGCAACGGGACGAAUAAGAAGCCUGAUUUUGACCUUCCUUUCAAGUUCAGGGCCCGCUUUCUCUUCUGUGUUGAUCUCCAGCCCUUUUCCCAGUCAGAAUCACUCAAGAAGGACCUUAAUUUUCUGAAGUGAGUGGAACGUCCCAUGGGGGCAGAGUGAGGUAAGACUUUCCCUUUGGGCUAUAUCCUCCAGGAGCCCUUUGUACCUCAGUGGAACAAAUUCUUACCAAAGCAAUGAGGUUCAGACUGGAGGUUUGGGCAGGAUCACUGGGCCUCAUGGCGAAGUCUUGGUGGCAGCUAGCGUCUUGUGCCUCUGAAAUCACACCACUUUGGUGCUACCUAUAGACCAGUCCGUGGUCUGGGUGAUUUUGAAGCUGGAGUGAUGGGUCCUCAGCUCUUCUGAUUGUUGUCUUACUUGUCUGGCACUAUGUGAAAUGUCCAGGGUUCCGCCUGCUUCCAGGUGCCUGGGUCCUUGGCUGUGCCACUUCCUGUUGCCCCCUCAGACCCUUGGACCUCUCCCAAAGUCCUGAACAGGGUUGGGGGCAGAUGGAAACAUUGCUGUCAUCUCUGGGGAGAGAGUGAGUAUACACGUCAGUGACAGCUCAGCCAAGCUCCUGAGGGCUUGGGAGAGGUGCCUCCCUUCCCUGCCAUAGAUUCCGUUUGUCUGCUCUGACGUCCCCAGCCCUUGCCAGGAGCCCCAUAGUCAGGGCUGGGUUGUCAGCAAGUGUGCAGACAGGAUGUGGUGCUAGUGUAGCUGCUGAGAGCUUAACCCUCAGCUGCGAGAGCUAGUCUCAGGUGUUUCCUUGGGAUGCCUCAGGGCUCAGAGUUUUUAGGCCUUUUUCAUGCUUAAUGCCCUGUGUAAAUACCGAAACUAACAGAAACAGCAGUUGCUAUGCACUGGUGCUCCCCUUCUUCCAAAGCAUUCAAUGUGCCAGGCUCCCGGCUAGGCCCUGUGAGUGUGCCUGGCACUCAGAGGUGUUCAAUGGACGUUCUUUACACUAAAAUGAGUCAGCGGAGGCUGCGUGACCCAGGAGGCUGGAGCCUGGUUUGACCCCAGACUCACCCCCAGCUUUGGGUCUCGGGUUCCUCAUGUGUAAAAGCAAAGUUGGGGUUCCGGUGUUAAAGGCCCUUGAGAACUGCGAUGAUGGCGGAACCUUGGCCCCAUCAGUGCUCAAUAAAU
Molecule: messenger RNA, 4233 nt
Organism: Hippopotamus amphibius kiboko
Lineage: Eukaryota; Metazoa; Chordata; Mammalia; Artiodactyla; Hippopotamidae
Gene: ZNF783
Product: zinc finger protein 783
Exons: 7
Coding region: 174-1922 (582 amino acids)
Biological process (GO): regulation of DNA-templated transcription
Source: RefSeq, a predicted model, not a curated record